Syzygium oleosum is the source of this 886-nucleotide messenger RNA. RefSeq names its product mavicyanin-like. The coding region runs from base 88 to 618 and encodes 176 amino acids. Lineage: Eukaryota; Viridiplantae; Streptophyta; Magnoliopsida; Myrtales; Myrtaceae. The transcript has 2 exons. Gene Ontology annotation, molecular function: electron transfer activity. The record is from RefSeq and is a predicted model, not a curated record. Gene Ontology annotation, cellular component: plasma membrane.
AGCGAGAGAUAGAUAUAGAGAGAGAGACAGAGAGAGAUUUCUUUCUGUUCUUCUUGCUUCUGGGUUAAGCAACAGAAGCCGAUAGGAAUGGCGGCGGCGGCAGCGGCGGCGGCGGUUCUCGUCCUGGUCAGCCUCAACGCGAGGUGGGUCGGAGCUCAGGUGCACCACGUGGUCGGCGGCGACCGCGGCUGGGACGCCUCGAGCGCCGUCGGUUCCUGGUCCUCCGGCAGGGUCUUCAGGGUCGGAGACAAGCUCUGGUUCGCUUACUCGGCGGCGCAGGAGAGCAUCGUGGAGCUCAUGACCCGGGACGAGUACGAGUCGUGCGACGUGAGCAACCCGAUCAGGAUGUACACCGACGGCCUCGACAGCGUCCCCCUGGAGGACCAUGGCAUCCGCUACUUUGCGAGCAGCCGGGAGGAAAGCUGCAAGAGCGGCCUGAAGCUCCAUGUGGAGGUCCAGCCGCAGGGAGCCCCUGAUGCCCCCAAGAUAGCCACCUCCGAGGAGGCCGUGCUCGCCGCAGCCGACGGGCCCGUGACGCCGUCUGCAGCCGAUCGCAUCGGCGGGAUCGCCGCGCUGGCGUCCGCCGGAUUGUGGCUCUUUGUUUUGGGGCUAUUUUAGUAUGUUUGGAAGGAUGUUUUCGUCUGGCCCAAGGUAUCUCAUUGUCUGGACUGAAUCAUGUAAGACCAAGCCUUAUCGAUUUGGGCCAUUUUGGGUUUUUCAGCUUGUGAAGGUCUUUAGGACAAUUGCUGUUUCUCUUCUGUAUUCAUUUCCUUAUUCCAUGGAAUGGUGUAGUUUGUAGUAGUAUCGUUAGUACCUUAGUAUUUGUAUAGUGAUACAUGGGAUCCAAAGACUCUUUCGCUAAUAAGAAGAGGCGGGCAUAUGACAA